Raphanus sativus (radish) is the source of this 1174-nucleotide messenger RNA. Its product is annotated as isopentenyl phosphate kinase. Gene Ontology annotation, cellular component: cytosol. The record is from RefSeq and is a predicted model, not a curated record. Gene Ontology annotation, molecular function: kinase activity. The coding region runs from base 107 to 1108 and encodes 333 amino acids. Lineage: Eukaryota; Viridiplantae; Streptophyta; Magnoliopsida; Brassicales; Brassicaceae. The transcript is spliced from 12 exons.
AAAGAGGAGAGACCGAGUAGUACGAUGAAGCUGAGUUAGAGUGGGGAGUGUGACAGUGACACGCCGUUGACAAUUUAAGACGAUAGCUAUCGAGAGUUGAGACACGAUGGAGCUGAAUCUACCUGAGAGUCCGACCAGAUCAAUUCGUUGCAUCGUGAAACUUGGAGGUGCGGCGAUUACGCGGAAGAACGAGCUGGAGGAGAUUCACGAUGAGAAUCUGGAAGCUGUGGCGUGUCAGUUACGUCAGGCCAUGAUGGAGGAGGGUUCGGCUCCAAGCAAGGUUAUUGGAAUGGAUUGGAGCAAGAGGCCUGGAAGCUCUGAGAUUGCUUGCGAUGUUGAUGACUUGGGUGAUGAGGAGGACUCUUCUUCUGAGUUUAGCAAGUUUGUUGUGGUUCACGGCGCAGGUUCCUUUGGGCAUUUUCAGGCGAGCAGAUCAGGUGUUCACAAAGGAGGACUUGAGAAACCUAUUGUUAAAGCUGGUUUUGUUGCUACUCGUAUAUCUGUCACAAAUCUUAAUCUUGAAAUUGUACGAGCACUUGCCCGAGAGGGUAUUCCUACAAUCGGCAUGUCUCCAUUUUCAUGUGGUUGGACAACCUCCAAAAGAGACGUGGCUUCUGCGGAUCUAUCAACAGUUGCUAAAACAAUCGAUUCUGGAUUUGUCCCUGUUCUCCAUGGAGAUGCAGUGCUAGACAAUAUACUGGGCUGCACCAUACUGAGUGGUGAUGUUAUCAUCCGUCAUCUUGCACAUCAUUUGAAGCCAGAAUAUGUUGUAUUCCUCACAGAUGUGUACGGUGUUUACGAUCGACCACCUUCAGAGAAUGAUGCUGUCCUCUUGAAAGAGAUCGCUGUUGGAGAAGAUGGAAGCUGGAAGGUUGUGAAUCCAGCGUUGGACCUCACAAACAAGAACGUUCAAACCUCUGUUGCUGCACAUGAUACAACCGGUGGAAUGGAAACAAAGAUAUCAGAAGCUGCUAUGAUUGCAAAACAUGGAAUCGAUGUCUACAUUGUCAAGGCUGCGACUACUCAUUCACAGAGAGCGCUCAAUGGCGAAUUGAGAGAGAGUGUACCUGAAGAUUGGUUUGGUACUAUCAUCAGAUUCUCAAAGUAGAAUGAACUGUUGUGACACAGCACACUAAUUCAAGUUUUUUCAAAUGAGAUAACAUUGACCCCCUCU